CAAACGCUACAUGCAGUAAUUCCUUGACGUCACUUGGAGGGCUCCCUGUUGUCUACUGUGGGUGGCUCAGAUGACCAACAGGAGCUGCCAGCGCCGUGUGGAGAGAGAGAGAUUCAGAGAGAGAGAGAGCAAGACAACGAUCGAUUCUGUGCGUGCAUGAUGGACAUUUAAACAUCCACUCAUCUGAAAUUGCAAAUUGCCUCCACUGAUUCCACUAUCUUACUUAUUGACGUGGAUGGAGCUGAGCCUGGAGUGGAUAAUGGGGAAUUCAUAUGCAGGGCAGCCGAAGUCUGCUCGCUUCGAAGAGGCCCUCCACAACUCUAUCAAGGCCUCCCUAUGCUCCAGCAGUGGAGACCCACAGCCCGUCUUCACUCAGCUAUACCUGGAGCCUGUCCAUUAUCAGGGCAACAUGGAGGAUAUAAAGCCCAAGGUGGACCUGUACCUGCCGUGCGGGAAGCCUCCGCGUCAGGAUCAGCUGAACGGCCAGGCCUCUAAUGGUCUGGAGGAGAUGAAGGUGGACGGCAACUCUGACACCAGCAGCCCCCCACCGCCCAACUUACAAGGCCCCUCGCCCAACAGCUGCUGCACCAUGGACGGUUUCUGUCAGGCCGGUAGGGACCUCCGUCUGGUCUCCAUGUUGACAGAGCCAAUCCAAGUCCCAGCUGGCUUUGAGUUAGUCGGUGCCAAGUCCCCCAGCAUCCCAGAGCACAUCCUGGUGUGUGCUGUGGAUCGACGCUUUCUGCCUGAUGAGAACGGGAGAAAUGCACUUUUAGGGUUUUCAGGGAACUGUGUUGGCUGUGGAGAGAAGGGGUUCCGGUACUUUACUGAGUUCUCCAACCACAUCAACCUGAAGCUGGCCAUGCAGUCCAAGAAGCAGAAGCACUUCAAAUACUACCUGGUGAAGAACUGUCAGGAUGCUCUGUGCAAAGGACCCCUCAUCUGCUGGAAAGACUGUAAGACACGUCAGUUCUCCAUUAGCAGUGCAUUGACCUCCAAACCCAACUCCUCAUCCUCCCUGAGCAUCAAGGAGAAUGGAGGCACCAAUAGUCACAGCUGUUCCCUCUUCUCCCUGUCAGGUAGGACACAAACACCCUCCUCGUACCCUUCUCCCUAUCAGGUAGGACACAUACCCUCCUGUUACCCUUCACUCAUGGCAGUGGAGCCUGGUCAGUUUGUAGGGUAGUUAGUGUUCAGUCAGUGUAAGAUCUAACCUGAUGUUAGACAGCUGUGCUCAUAUGCUCUAUUGACUUUAGCCUCCUACUGAGCUACAUCCUGCUCCUCUGUCAGGGAAGGGUAGAGGUGUGACACAACACCCCCUCUCCUCUCCCCUCCCUACCCUCUCCUCCCAUCCCUCCCUCCCUCUGACCAAGAUCUGGCUGGAGUGAAUAGUGUCUGUGUUUGUUUACAAAGCAUUGUUUGGUUAAAGGGGACAGUUAUGGUCUACUUGUUGAAAUGGAAAAACUGGAUUGAGUCAUUAUUGUUGAUU
This is a messenger RNA of Oncorhynchus keta (chum salmon), 1486 nucleotides long. RefSeq names its product GREB1-like protein. NCBI's taxonomy places the organism in Eukaryota, Metazoa, Chordata, Actinopteri, Salmoniformes, Salmonidae. Gene Ontology annotation, biological process: multicellular organism development; kidney development. The transcript is spliced from 6 exons. The record is from RefSeq and is a predicted model, not a curated record. The coding region runs from base 236 to 1183 and encodes 315 amino acids.